UCAAUAGGAACCUAGUGCCAGUCUAGGCCACCUGAGGAGAAAAGAACUCCAAAAUGAGAGGAACAUCACUUUAGAGUUUCUCUGAUUUUCAGUGGCAUGGGGAACUAAUCAGCUGCUUUAUGCUGCUCAGAAGGAUGCCUUAGUCUUCAGAGAGUAACAAAGGGGAAGUCGGAGAGCAAGAGACAGAAGGAUAAAUGGUGGCUCCAGACUCGCUUCCCAGAGUGAUCGCAGGCUAGCAGACCUCAGGUGCUACGCGAUGAAUCCCCAAGGGCAAUCAGGUGCCGCCGCGCCGCUCACUCACCUGGGCCGGCUGGAGAGCGCCGAGGGGCGGCCGCGGAGCCGCGCGGGAGCAGCCGGAGCAGGAGCCGGAGCCGGGGCCGGGCGCGGGCCGCCGCCGUGCUGCUGGCACAGAUCCAUUCCAGACCAAAAUCACCUGCUUCGAGAUGGAGUGCGCAGAUACCUGCAACUUCCAGCUGACCAGACUGUGCUGAUAUUGCAUGCAAAAGUUGCACAGAAAUCGUAUGGCAAUGAAAAAAGGUUUUUCUGCCCCCCACCUUGCGUUUACCUGACUGGACCAGGAUGGAAACUAAAACAGGAACAAGUGAAAGCAAGUAAUCUGGGAGAGGCUGGUUUCAGGGUGUGUGGAUACAUGGGACUCGACAGUGUGGGCAGCAGCCAUUUGGAGACCCAGAAACUGAACUUUGAGGAACAGCCUGACUCCAAGGAGUUCAGCUGUGCCAAGGCACUCUACAUCUCAGAUGCUGACAAGCGGAAACACUUUCGGCUGGUUCUGAAGCUUUUCUUCAGCAAUGGGCAAGAGAUCGGCACUUUCCACAGCAAGCUGAUCAAAGUGAUCUCCAAGCCCUCUCAAAAGAAGCAGUCUCUGAAGAACACAGAUUUGUGCAUCUCAUCUGGGUCUAAGGUUUCCCUCUUUAACCGCCUGCGCUCCCAGACGGUCAGCACCCGCUACCUGUCUGUAGAAGGCGGCGCUUUCAUCGCCAGUGCAAGGCAGUGGGCAGCAUUUACACUUCACCUGGCCGAUGAGCACUGCGUCCAGGGUGAGUUCCCUCUGCGGGAAGGGUACGUUCGCUACGGCUCAGUAGUUCAGCUCAUCUGCACAGCUACCGGUGUCAUGCUGCCUCCCCUGAUCAUUCGGAAAGUCACCAAGCAGUAUGCCCUGCUGGAUGUGGAUGAGCCCAUCUCCCAGCUCCACAAGUGCGCGUUCCAGUUCCAGGGCAGUGAUGGGAUGUACUUGUGCCUCUCAACGGAGAAAGUGAUCCAGUUCCAGGCAUCUCCAUGCCCAAAGGAAGCAAACCGUGAGCUGCUGAAUGAUGGCUCCUGCUGGACAAUCAUUGGAACAGAGACUGUGGAAUACACCUUCAGCGACAGCCUGGCCUGUAUUCAGGACCUCGUGAGCCCUGUCCCACUCAUAACCACCCUGCAGCUGACUGGUGGAGGGGACGUGGCCAUGCUGGAGGUGCAGGGCGAGUAUUUCCAUGCAAACCUGAAGGUCUGGUUUGGGGAUGUGGAAGCUGAGACCAUGUACAGGAACUCCAAGUCCUUAGUGUGCGUCGUCCCUGACGUCUCUGCGUUUGGCAGUGAUUGGCGAUGGCUGAGAUACCCCAUCACAGUGCCUCUGCUGCUGAUAAGGAAUGAUGGACUUAUCUACUCCAGUACAUUCACCUUUACAUAUACUCCAGAGCAGAGCUUUCUCCCUGGCCAGCAGGUCCUCCCAGAGCUGCCACAGGACUCUGAUGCCUUGCUUGACAGCAUCCAUCAGGAAUUCACCAGGACCAAUUUUCACCUUUUCAUGCAGAGUUAGAAAGCCCAGAAGAGAGAGACAGGGCUUGGGAACGUUCUGGUACAAUCUGUGAGGAACGGACAUCAGCUCUCAGAGUUGGGUACCAAUGUCCUUCCAGUGUGUAUGAAGGCCUGGGGUUAGGCCCACUCUGAGCACUCUGUCCACAUCUAGAAAACCAAGCACAUUUUUUGAUUUGAUAAGAAUAUUUUUCAAAGGAACAGUUGCCUCCUGCAAAAUUCACUAACAAAAUGGCCCACAAUAAAACAUGCUUCCAGGACUUCUUCACCCAUUCAAAUGAUUCUUUACUGGAUAUUUUGUAGACUUCAUCAUGUAGGUCUUUAGCUACUAUAGAACUUCAUAGAUCUGUUCAUUUAAAGACUUCAUAGAAGGCUAACAUGGAUCAUUAUAAUAA
Molecule: messenger RNA, 2213 nt
Organism: Alligator mississippiensis (American alligator)
Lineage: Eukaryota; Metazoa; Chordata; Crocodylia; Alligatoridae
Gene: RBPJL
Product: recombination signal binding protein for immunoglobulin kappa J region like
Exons: 12
Coding region: 257-1822 (521 amino acids)
Biological process (GO): regulation of transcription by RNA polymerase II
Cellular component (GO): nucleus
Molecular function (GO): RNA polymerase II cis-regulatory region sequence-specific DNA binding; DNA-binding transcription activator activity, RNA polymerase II-specific
Source: RefSeq, a predicted model, not a curated record